Penicillium brevicompactum is the source of this 2535-nucleotide messenger RNA. RefSeq names its product calpain-like protease PalBory. Gene Ontology annotation, molecular function: calcium-dependent cysteine-type endopeptidase activity. The coding region runs from base 1 to 2535 and encodes 844 amino acids. Lineage: Eukaryota; Fungi; Ascomycota; Eurotiomycetes; Eurotiales; Aspergillaceae. The transcript is spliced from 4 exons. The record is from RefSeq and is a predicted model, not a curated record. Gene Ontology annotation, biological process: proteolysis.
AUGUCCAAAUCGGGGCCCACAUAUCUAUCGCAAGCUUUGAGCGCCGAAGAAGCGGUAGCCGCAGCAACCUCUCAAAAGGCGGCAUUAGAAGCGGCUAUCAAUGCCGCGGAACAUUACAUGAGAGCGCUGCGUAUAGCACCAGCCGACGAGAAGAAACAACUUGAUUCGAAAUGUAAAGAACUGAUCAUCAAGGCCGAGAAGAUCAAGAGCGCUGCCGACUGGAAAGCCGCCGCAUGUGCGGGGCCACAGAAAGCGUUCGCUUUGCGGCCGCCUGCCUCCACGCGGAAGCUCACUACCCGCGAAGAAAUCAUCAUUCUGGAGGGCGCGAAGCUCCAUGGCUAUAUUUUCCCACCCUGGACAAGGGCGCCGCAGAGGGAUGAAUUUGUCUGGGAAGGGCCGCCUUUUACGGACGCACCUGAUCUGCACCUCUCUGAUGUCCAGAAAGAUAUUUUUGCAGGCUGGAAACGGCCACAGGAGCUGUUGCAGACGUCGAAAUUGCUCAACUCGGUACAUGAUGAAAAGAACCCGACUAUGUCGGCCUCCGGGCCGACGGAUCUCGUACAAGACGUUUUGACCGAUUGUUCGGUAGUCGCGAGCCUUUGCGCUACAACCUCCAGAUCAGAGCGAGGUUUAGGGCAGCAUGCAUCGCCCACGAUGUACCCAUGCAAUGAAGAGAAUGUUCCCAUGAUCUCACGUUGUGCAAAGUACAUUUUUCGAUUUUACUUCAACGGAUCCUUCCGGAAAGUCAUCAUAGAUGAUCGUUUGCCCUCAUCAAAGACUACGCGGUGUCUUCAUGUGGUCGACCGCAACAACCCCAGCUUUCUUUGGCCUGCUCUGAUCGAGAAAGCCUACCUGAAAGUUCGUGGAGGCUAUGAUUUCCCAGGUAGCAACUCAGGAACAGACCUGUGGGUUCUGACGGGUUGGAUCCCAGAACAAAUGUUUCUGCACCAUGAUGACUCCACCUCGGAUGAAGUCUGGGGACGUUUGUACAAUGCCUUCCACCACGGUGACGUUGUGCUGACGAUCGGCACUGGGAGGCUAUCUGAAAGCGAAGAACAAGGUCUGGCUUUGGUCAGUGAGCAUGAUUAUGCUAUCCUGGACAUGAAGGAGAUACAGGGUCGGCGCCAGUUUCUACUGAAGAACCCCUGGGCCGGCGCAGAGCCAAACAUACAAAGUACCUCGACAGCUGGUUCCGAUCCGUCUGAUGCAAAGUCUCCCUUGUCGCCAGGCAAAUUCUGGAUGGAUUGUGAACAUGUUCUUCUCAAUUUCGAAAAUCUUUACCUCAACUGGAACCCUGGAUUGUUCAAAUAUCGCGAAGAUAUUCAUUUCACGUGGGAUUUAUCCCACGGCCGGCUCAUUGCCGGUUGUUUUGUGAAGAACCCACAAUUUUCCAUCUCCAGCAAGACGGGAGGAACCGUAUGGCUGUUGCUUGGAAAGCAUUUCAAGACACAGGACCAGCAGUUGAAAACUGACCACGCAGAAAGCGGCCUCGGGUUCAUCAGCAUAUACAUCUUCCAGGCAGGUGGCAGAAGGGUGUCACUCAGCGAUGGGGCACUCUAUCGCGGUCCGUACGUUGACUCCCCCAAUACGCUCAUGAGACUAGAGAUGCCGCCCAAUUCUACGUACACCGCCGUGAUUUCAGAGCAAUCUCUUCCAUCGGCGAGCCAAAACUUUACACUCUCGGCGUUUUCAACUGCUCCUGUUGCGGUGGCACCCUCACUAGAUAGGUACCUCUGUCUGACUAAAGCAACGGGGUCCUGGACAGCAAUGACAGCCGGUGGAAACGCCGAGUCGCCUCGAUACCACUCCAAUCCCCAGUUCAGUCUUACGAUUUCCGAGAAAACAGACGUUUCAAUCUUGCUCGAGACUACAGAAGCAGAGUUGGCCACCCACGUCAAACUCUUCUGGUCCAACGGCCAGCGCGUGUCGCGCGUGCGCAGUCGAGAUAUCAUUGCCGACAGUGGUGACUAUCGCCGAGGAUGCGCCCUGGCCGAGACUAAGUCUUUGGAUAAGGGAACAUACACCAUUGUCGGCUCUACAUUCGCACCCGACCAGCUCGGCCGUUUCACAUUAUGGAUCUCAUCCACCAUCCCAUGCGUCGUUCAGCAAUUGGCUUCUGAGUCUGCGGGGCGGCGUGUUGUCUUGUCGGAUGUCGGCAUUCUUCCACCGGGUAAGGACAGAAUGCUGACCUCGCUUGGGGUCUCUCGUUUAACGCGGAUCCGACUCAUUGCGCGAAACAAACGGUCCACAAUCGACUCUCGGGCCGCUGCACCCUCACCUGUGUUGAUGACCGUUGAAUUAGGCCAAGGUCCAUAUAAAGAGGUUUUGGCAACAUCUGAAGAUGGAGUUCACAGCGAUACUGCCUCAGGAGUGCGGGUCGAUGACUUCGAUUUGUAUCCCAACGUUGAGCGCAAUGUCUGGAUUGUCAUCGAGCGCAUUGGGGGUCCAGGAGGGCAGGUGGAAGACCAUUUCGAAGUCGAGGCACUAGCCGAAGAACAAGUGAAAAUUGGCAAGUGGACAAUUGAGGACGAAUGA